Messenger RNA from Solea senegalensis (Senegalese sole), 4087 nucleotides. RefSeq names its product importin 4 (gene ipo4). Gene Ontology annotation, cellular component: nucleus; cytoplasm. Gene Ontology annotation, biological process: protein import into nucleus. The transcript has 30 exons. NCBI's taxonomy places the organism in Eukaryota, Metazoa, Chordata, Actinopteri, Pleuronectiformes, Soleidae. Gene Ontology annotation, molecular function: small GTPase binding; nuclear import signal receptor activity. The record is from RefSeq and is a predicted model, not a curated record. The coding region runs from base 310 to 3579 and encodes 1089 amino acids.
UCGGGCUCGGGCUCGGUCCCUCGUGCUGGCAGCUGAACGAGCAGGCUGCUCUCGUGUCUCUUCACUCUCUUCAACAAUUCCACACUCACACGAAUAUUCUUUUAAAAGUUCAUUUUUGCCUCUAACUCAGUAGCUUCAGCUCAGACCUGCCCACAGAGGCACUGUUUACAUGGUUUUCUGACUGGCACGUAGCGUAUUAGCCACACCGCCGUAGUACACCCAGUCUGUCUGUCAGUUUAUCCUGAAUAAUAAUAAUAACAUUAACCGUCACAACAGACACUCUGACAGUGAAACAGCUGAACGACCGACAUGACAGAAGAACUGGAGCAACUUCUCCUGCAGCUGACACAGCCCGACAAUGCUGUCAUCCACCAGGCCACAGCUCGGCUGAAAGAGGCUUUCAAAGACCCAGCCAUUAUUCCAGCGCUAUGUGCUGUGAUGACUGGCUCCCAAAAUCCUCAGGUCCGUCAGUCGGCUGCAGUGAUACUGAGGAUGAGAGUGAAGAAACAGUGGAGUAAAAUCAUCCCUAAUGACAGAGAAAGCCUUAAAGCGGUGGUGUUGCAGGCCUUCAUGCAGGAAACUGAGCACACGGUGCAACACUCGCUCUCCCAGCUGUGCGCAGUGAUGGUCAAACAUGAGACACCCGACCGCUGGCCUGCUCUUCUGCAAUUCCUCAAUGAAUCCACCCAGAGCAGCAACCCUCAUGAAAGACAGGUUGGCUUCCUGCUGCUGAACAAGGUGAUGGAUUCUAACCCUGAGCCUUUCAAGCCUCAUUACUGCCAGCUGCUGCAGCGUUUCGGCGCUGUCCUUCAGGACCACAACAACCCAACAGCACUGUACUACUGCAUCCUCACCCUCACAGCCAUCACUGCGUACACUGGCACAGAGGAGAUGAACCUGAUGCGUUCUAUCAUUCCAAGUCUGAUCGUCGCACUUAAACACCUCAUCAAGUCGGAUCAGGACAAAGCCAGUGAGGCAAUGGAGGUGUUUAAUGAGCUCAUGGAGAGUGAGGUGUCUAUCAUCGUCCCCCAUAUCGCUGACAUUGUCCGCUUCUUUUUGGAGGUGGGCGGUGACACCACACUGAGUGACUCUCUGAGGGUGAAAGCACUCUCUUGUAUCACCUUCUUAAUCAAGUUGAAGAGCAAGGCGGUGCUGAAGCAGAAGCUGCUGAACCCCAUCCUGCAGGCCAUAUUCCCCAUACUCGUCGCAGCUCCCCCGCCUGGUGAGCACGACCCAGAGGAUGAUGAGGAUGAUGAUGGAGAUGGCACAGACAAUGACAAUCCCAAACAGUGUGCUGCACAGAUAAUUGAUACUAUGGCUCUCCACAUGCCUCCAGAGAAACUGUUCCAACAACUGAUGCCCUUCACUCAGACCUGUCUUGCCAGUGAAAACCCUUAUCAGAGGAAGGGGGGUCUCUUGUGUCUUGCUGUCCUGGCUGAAGGAUGCGCUGACCACAUACGCACCAAGAUGUUGUCACCAAUGCUGCAGGCAGUAUGCCAGAGUCUCUCUGACAGCAAUCAAGUGGUACGGUGUGCCGGCCUUUUUGCCCUCGGACAAUUUUCUGAACAUUUACAGCCUGAAGUGAGUAAGUACUGUUCAGAGUUGAUGCCUUUGCUGUUGGGAUACCUUUCAUCCUUGAACCACGCCAAGGUCGGCCAUGUCACCAAGGCCUUUUAUGCCCUAGAGAACUUCAUGGAGAACCUAGGGUCAGACAUUGAACCAUACCUGCCUACCCUAAUGGAAACCAUGUUGUCUGCCCUCAACAACACUGACAACCUGAAGAUAAGGGAACUCGCUGUGUCUGCCAUAGGUGCCAUAGCCAAUGCUGCCAAAGAGCUGCUGGUUCCUUAUUUCCCUCCGGUUAUUGAAAACCUUAAAGGCUUCCUGACCGCUACCACAGAAGAAAUGAGGUCCCUACAAACUCAGUCCCUUGAUACACUCUCUGUUCUGGCUCGUACUAUUGGCAAAGACGUCUUUAGUCCUCUGGCAGCAGAGUGUGUUCAGCUGGGGCUCAAUCUCACUGACACUAUUGAUGACCCGGACCUGAGACGCUGCACAUACUGUCUAUAUUCUGCCGUAUCUACAGUCAGCCCUGAAUGCCUGACUCCUCACCUUACCCCCAUUACAACAGUCAUGCUGCUCGCCCUGAAGUCUAAUGAAGGCAUCACGGCACACCUGGAGGAGGACAAGACGUUUGUGCUGCUGGAUGACGACAAUGACGACGAGAAAGAGGGCGAAACGGAUGUCGAUGUCGAUUUUACAGAAGAAGGGACUGAGGCAGACGUCCACGACGUUGCAGGGUUCAGCAUUGAGAAUGCUUACAUCAAUGAAAAGGAAGACGCCUGUGAUGCACUGGGAGAAAUCGCCUUGAACACUGGCGUUGCCUUUCAAGAAUUCCUGGAGUCCAGCUUCCAGCAGGUUUACGAGAUGAGAGAUUUUCCUCACGAGGAUGUUCGAAGGGCAGCAUUUGGAGCCAUGGGCCAGUUCUGUCGAGCUCAGCACAAAGUGUGGAAGGAGAAUCCGACUGAGACCAACCACCAGGUCCUGCUGAAGUUGCUGGAAGUGGUCAUCCCGUGCUUCUUGGAGAAAGUUCGAACAGAGCCUGAGCGGCAGGUGGCGAUGGCCAUCCUGGAAACCAUGAACAGUGUCAUCAUGUCCUGCAAGGAUCAAGUUUUCAAAAACCCUUCACGCUUAAAGGAGGUCAGCCACGUCAUCCGAGAUGUGCUCAAAAAGAAGACUGUUUGUCAGGAUGGUGGUGGUGAUGACGCGGAUGAUGAAGAACAACAGGCGGAGUAUGAUGCCAUGCUCCAGGAGUUUGCUGGGGAGGGAAUCCCCCUGGUGGCCGCCUCUGUCCCUGCAGACAGCUUUGCUCCUUUCCUCAAUGACCUGCUGCCUCUAAUCAUGAGUAAAGCUAAAUCCUCAUGCACAAUAGCCGAACGCUCCUUCUCUGUCGGUACGAUUGGAGAAAUACUGCAAGCUCUCGUGGACGUAUCCGGAGGCAGACGUCUGGCGGGACGUUUGUCCAAUCGUCUGCUUCCUGUGCUGGUAGCUGGAGUGAGGGACAGUGAUUCUGAGGUCCGCAACAACAGCGUGUUUGGACUGGGAUGUCUGGCCCAGGCAGCUGGACCCAUCGUUGUAUCAGACUAUCCUAUGAUGCUGUCUGUGUUUUCCAACAUGCUGGUCAAAGAGUCAGACCUCAGAGUGAUUGACAACCUGUGUGCUGCCCUCUGCAGGAUGAUCAUGAGCAAUAUAGAUGCCGUUCCUCUGGAGCAGGUUGUGCCUGCUCUGGUGGCUCGUCUUCCUCUUAAAGAGGACUUGGAAGAGAACAAGACGGUGUUCAACUGCCUGACAAUGCUCUACACACACAGUCCAGCUCUGACAGUGAAGCUAAUGAAGCCGAUAGUUGCUGCAUCCAGUCAUGUCCUGGGACACAAGGACGUCGAACAAGAAACCCAAAACACCGCGGCCAUGCUGGUGAGAGAGUUCGCUCAGCGCCACUCGGCUGAAUUCCAGUCGGCCGUGAUGUCACUGGCUGGAGAGCAGCAGGCCAAACUCAGCUCAGUUAUAGCCGCCUCAUAGCCAACAAUUACACACUUACUGAAUGCAGAAGGUGGAAAGUGGGACUGUUAUUGGUAAUUGUACCAUAAAACGUAGGGGUGGGGUAGAAAAAACAAAACAUUCUUGACGCAAAAACGUCAGAAAUUAGAAAAUCAACAUCUCAGUCGUCAUGAAUUGCCUCACACACUCACUCAUGCUGAUGCCAUGGAAGAGUCUUAGGUUUUUAUCAACAUUUAUUUAGAGGGCUCACAGAAGAACACAGACAUAGCAGAGCAGUAAAUAUUGUUAAAAUAUUCUGUCAAAUCACCUUGAGGACUUGAGAAUCAUCUCAGCCAGAAAUGGCAUUGUUCUCAAUAUUUUCGUAAAGAAAAAGAGUAAAUAGAGUUUAAUUUUACGAGUUUCUGUCAAAAUCACCUGGAGGAUUUGCAGAGAAUCAGAUCGCUGCACCUCUUUCUAAGUAAAUAAUUUUUUUGUUGUAACUACUGUUAGACUGAAUGAAAUCUGUAUUAAACACUACUGUUAGAGGCUC